Molecule: messenger RNA, 1479 nt
Organism: Talaromyces stipitatus ATCC 10500
Lineage: Eukaryota; Fungi; Ascomycota; Eurotiomycetes; Eurotiales; Trichocomaceae
Exons: 5
Coding region: 236-1396 (386 amino acids)
Source: RefSeq, a predicted model, not a curated record
GCGAUUCUGAAUAGUGAAGGACAAAUUCUAUGAUGGAAAACACCACAGAGAUCUGUAUAUGCUGAUCGGCCUUUUCUUUUCCCUUUUCUGUCUCGUCCCAUUCUAGCAUAGAGUCCUCUUUUGAUUUCUGUCUCUCUGCCUUUACCCCUGUGGUCCAUCCAAUCCGAUAUACGAACCAGCCGCAGAUCGACGUGGUAGAUGUAUCCUUCCAUGACAAGCUGCACGUCAAACCACCAUGUCAUCGUCCCACGCCGGCAUCGGGAAAUGGGGCGAGGUGCUCACGAUUGUUCCUAUCGUGGCCGCCGGAUUUGCAACCAUAGUUUAUCUUCUUCGUCUCUAUAGUCGUCGCCUUGGCGGGACUGGUCUCGCGACGGAGGAUUUCCUGAUGGGCAUCGGGCUUUUGCUUUCAUAUGGCGCUACAGUAUUUGUCGUUUACACUGCUUUCAACGGGGUUGGAAUGCCCAGCUCCAGUCUUCCUAAAUGGAAAGAGACAAACUUGCGAUUCGGUUCAUGGAUGAUCCAAAAAUUCUGGGCCCCGAGCAUGGCUUUCAUCAAAAUAUCGAUCGUAGUGUUCCUUCAGCGCAUCAUGGGACCCAUCGGCAUCUUUCGAAACAUUUGCACGGCUCUUAUCGUUUUCAUCGUCGCAUGGGCCGUAACUGCUCUGAUGGGGAACAUCUUCCAAUGUUGGCCGGUCACCUAUUAUUAUAAGCCUUAUGGAAAGGGACAUUGUAUGAGCCAUCAGACCUCAUUCUUUGAGACGAUGGGUGCACUAUCGCUGAUUGUGGAUGUGUGUAUUCUGUGCCUUCCAAUGCCAUGGGUUCUGCGAUUGCACGUUGAUUUGAAAAAGAAAAUUGCCGUCGUUUGUAUUUUUUCGAUGGGAGCGCUUGUCUGCAUUUUCAGUCUUCUUCGACUCGUGCAAUUUCGAUAUUUUCUAACAACCAAUUUAGCCUCAUCCAGCGCUCUUGAAUCCAUCUGGACGAUUCUUGAAAUGGACAUGGCCGUAAUCUGCGGCUGCAUGCCCUUACUCACCCCUCUAUUCCGGAAAUGUGUUGACCGUGUCCGCACUACGACAUCCAAAUCCACUCCUCACUCUAAUUCCCAUUCCGCAUCUAGAUUAUAUGCUCGGUCAGGAUCAAAUCCAUCUCCACACUGGGCAAAAUUCGAAAGACUCGGUGGCGUCGACUCAAAAACACCCCCGCAUUCUGAGGCUAGUGGUAGCAGAAACAGACAGGAUCCGUUAUCAAGGCAAGGCCAUAAUGGUGAUGAGUUGGAUGACGAUUCGUCGAUUGAGUUACAAGGUAUUGCGGUGCACACUGUCGUUUCGCUGUCAGUUGAGAGUCACAAGUCCGCCAAAGAUCUUUUGGAGAAAGGCUCGGCAGUAGAGCCAGCUAAGUAGUAAGGUGGAUGCUAGUCUAUAUUCUCCUAUAGGAUGAUACAACAUCCCCAGAAGUCGUCACAGCAAUAACCGUCAUACUUUUG